AUGAGUUGUAAAGGAUAAUCAUCACUUAAAGGUUCUUUUAUUAAUCAGGGAAACACAGGACUUAACUCAAAAUACUAGAGCAUCACAAAUACUCCUAAAGAGCUCUAUUAAAAGAUUUAACAACAUAUCGUUGAAGACGGAUUAUAAAACUUUAAUUCGCAAUAAAAUUCAGCAAAAAAAUAUAAUCCCUUUAAAAGAGCUUAACCAUAAGUUUAGGUUGAAAACUUAGAAUCACCGUUAGCUUAAAAAUAAAAUCAAAACCCACAUAUUGAUGAUGCAAAAGUUAGACGUUAAAGAUAAGAUACAAUUCAUUAGAAAAACAAAGUCAAAAAUAAUUUCAAUUAGACUUAACUGGUUAGACCAAAUAGCUUUUUCAAUAGUGAAUAGUCAAACAAUAAUCUCAAUCAUCAAGAUCAAUUUCAGUAUUAAUAGAAUAUGUGCCAUUUAGAUGAACAAAACUAUUUAUACGAAAAUUAGAAGGGUAAACAGCUAGAGAAUUAUCAAUUGGAAAAUAUAAGAGUUGAAAAUCAUGAAUUUGAUGAAUCAAAGUCAUCAGCAGAUCUAUCUGAACAAGAUUUAUCCCCAAGGGAAUCUUACUUUUCUUAGCCAUCUCGAAAUAUUGAAAGUUAACUAUCAUAGAAUCAUUAACAGAGAUUGAAAAAUGACCUCGACUAUGAUUUUAGCAAUUACAGGUCUCCAGCAAAAAACAUAUCCACAAUCAAUAGCGAUGCCAUACAGAUAUAGAAUAUAAGUACAUAUGGCAGAGCAGAUACAGUCACUCUUGAUGAGCAUUUUUAGAAGUUUAGGCCAAAACCUUAGAAUCAUAGAAAUUACGAGAAGAAUCUCUAGAUAAUGACAGAUGACUUUAAAAAGAACUCUAGCACUUCAAUAGUUGAAUCCAUUUUUAAGGAUUAUGAUAAAUUUGACACUCCAAGUUUUACAGCCACUCACUAGACUAUUGAUUAUAAGCAGAGACAGGAUAGCAUCAUGAGUCAGAAUACAUCCCCAACUAGAGUUUAAUAAAACUAAAAAUUUGAGAGUUUAAUUACAAGCAAAAUAGAGCAUCUUGAGGAUGCAAUAAAAAUAAAGAGGAAACUGGAACAACGAAACAAAUAAUUAAGAACUAAAAUUCGUACAAAUUAGGAAGAUAGUUCUGCUUUAUAGAAGGUUCAUUAGGUGCAACUAGAUCAAUUCAAGGCUUAGAAUGCCAGCAAUAAUAAACUACUCUAGCUUAUUCAAAAGGUAAAAUAGCAAAUAGUCGAAGUCAGUUUGAGCUUGAUUGAAUAACGAGAAAAUACUUAAAAUGAGUUGAUCAAAUUAGAUGAGGAUCAAAUAAUUUAGAAACAUAAAUGCGAAUUAAUUAAAGAGCAGAUUAAACAAGAUAAAGAUUAUUAUAUGAGAGAUAUUGAUAUUUAAAAGUCUUAAGUGCAAUUGAUUAAUUCCCAAAUUGAGGAAAGAGAAAUUCAAAUACAAAAGUAUUAAGUCAAUAAAAGAUAGAAAUAAUAUAUAGAAAAUGAUAAGGUUAAAAUAGCCAUAAAUCAAAUGAAAAGAUUAGACAUAUAUGACAAAUUAUCAAAAUAGAUGAAUGCAUCUAAAUUCUGA
Messenger RNA from Stylonychia lemnae, 1602 nucleotides. The record is from the annotation of a GenBank genome assembly. NCBI's taxonomy places the organism in Eukaryota, Ciliophora, Spirotrichea, Sporadotrichida, Oxytrichidae.